Molecule: messenger RNA, 1644 nt
Organism: Guyanagaster necrorhizus
Lineage: Eukaryota; Fungi; Basidiomycota; Agaricomycetes; Agaricales; Physalacriaceae
Exons: 4
Coding region: 1-1644 (547 amino acids)
Biological process (GO): protein quality control for misfolded or incompletely synthesized proteins; mitochondrial protein processing
Cellular component (GO): mitochondrial inner membrane
Molecular function (GO): metalloendopeptidase activity
Source: RefSeq, a predicted model, not a curated record
AUGAUCCCGUACCCCCGCCCCCAUUCUCCUCCUCGUUUCCUAUCCCUGUCGCGCCCUUUAGCACCGCUUCCAGCCUCGGCUCUCAUCCAGGCUAGGGCCCUUCGUCCACAGAUACCGCCGUUGGCGAUAGCUGCAAUUCAUGGUUUUCAUUCGACGCCACGGCGAGAAGGCCUUCCGUUUUAUCUAUUAGCCUCGGUAUUCAAGGCGUCAACGACCUUUGAGAUUGCACGAACAGCAGGUCGAAUUGUCCUCACUUUUGUUCCCGUUAUAAUCCUCAAAAAUCAUAAAUCACGAAAGUACCUAAAAUUUGCUGAUGUCAAAGGUAUUCCCACCUCGGAGGAGAAGAAGACGCAACUUCUAAGGAGAAUACGCAACCGUACCAUUCUAUUCCAUGUUCUUCUGCUCAUCCCAGCGACCUUGUUCUGGCUCACGAUCAUUGCCAGCAUGGAGCGCACUCCACUUACCGGACGAUGGCGCUUGAUCAUCUUAUCACCGGAAGAAGAGGACGAUAUAGCUGCCCAGCUAGCGGGUCCUGGCUGGUAUAAAGCAGUCGAUGAUAUUCUUGCCCAGGACGGCCCGACACGGUACAUACCUCCCAGUGAUUGGAGGUACGAAUGGGUCAGGAAUACCUUACGAAGUUUGGAGGAAACACUCCCCGUUCUGAUCCAGGAGGCAGAAUUGUGUCCCGACUGGGUGGAACAUGGACCCCACAACCAACCGUUACCACCCCCAGCAGAAUACCCUUUGCGACCUCGACCUCGCGCCUCAGAAACCCUUCGGCGGAUGUGUUCAGCGAUGUGUGAGCGUACUGCACCCCCUGUACCUCACGCUGUUGCAGGCCCACCUUAUUCUCUAUUGGUUGUGGAUAAACCGGAGGCCUCCAAUGCGUUUUCGUAUGGGUUUGGUCCCGACGGCGGUGGGGGUAUCGUUGUCUACUCAGGGUUCAUCGACGAGAUUCUUUCAAGAUCUCCUUGUGAUUCCCUUACGGUCCCCGAACAGCGAUCUUGGUGGUCAUUGCUCCUUGGCGACCUUGUCUUCCGUUCCUCUCCCUCUUCACAUCCUAUUCCCUCUGAAAGACAAAAGACGGAGAUGGCAAUUCUUUUAGCGCACGAACUCUCCCAUCUGAUACUGUCACAUCACUUGGAAACGCUAUCAUCAGGGACCGUGAUCAUACCCGGAACAUUAUCCAUCUUGUCUGAUGUCCUACGCGUGUUUCUAUUCCCCUUUACCAUGCUCUUCGGGCCUUUCGUCAAUGAUGCGCUUGCCCAGUUAGGUAGAGUUGGAUCUGGAGAGCUAGUCAAGGUCGGAGAUUAUUGUACCAGCGUCGCGCAGGAGAUCGAAGCAGACAUUGUCUCUGCAAGAUUACUCGCUCACGCUGGCUACGACGUGCGGGAAGCUGUCAGCUUCUGGGAAGAACGCGCCACCUCAGCUACCGAAUGUGCCCACGCCGAGGCUAUCGAUGGCGCAACAACCAAAGCAGACUCGUUGGCUCGACGCAUCAUGGGCUCUGGUCAUCCUAUGAACGAGUUGCGUGUCGACCGUUUGAAGUCCGAGCUCGUUCGAUGGGAGACCGAACGGCGAGCUGCUCUGGUGAAACGGGCACAUGGCACACAGGAGAGUAGCAUCAUCCUCGCGGCAGCAUGA